Messenger RNA from Glycine soja, 2369 nucleotides. Its product is annotated as U3 small nucleolar ribonucleoprotein protein MPP10-like. The coding region runs from base 37 to 1197 and encodes 386 amino acids. The transcript is spliced from 5 exons. The record is from RefSeq and is a predicted model, not a curated record. Lineage: Eukaryota; Viridiplantae; Streptophyta; Magnoliopsida; Fabales; Fabaceae.
CAUUCUCGUGAUUGAGGGUUCGCGCUUUUUGUCAGAAUGAAUGACAAUAUAACUUUAGUAUUGCACCAUGGAGGAAGAUUCACUCCACGUGCCAGUGAUGGAAAGGUUGAAUAUAUAGGCGGAGAAUUUGACGUUUGGGAGGAUAUAUCUGCAGAUUGCCUGAAUGCAUUUAUCUUAUAUGAUCUGGUGAAAGCUUGUAAGAAGUAUAGUAAUAUAGGAGAAUGUUUUUGGUUGAUUGAUAAGGACUUAGAUUUUAAUCAUGGGUUAAGGAGUUGUACAACUGAUGGAGAUAUAUUACACUUAGUUAGGGAUGCUUUUGAAAAUGAGAAUGAGAUAAAUGUUUAUUUUCAUCAUGAAGUAGAUCCAAUUUUAGAAGAAGUCCCACAAAUGUUGCACUUGGAAUGUGAUCCAAUUCGAAAAGCUGUUGAGAAUGAGGAUGAUUUAGAUGAUGUACCUGUUGCUGGCCAUGAGGAAGAUGUUGGUGCUGGAGAGCAGAGAGAUGCUGGUGAGCAGAUGGAUGCUGGUAAGCAGAGGGAUGGUGGUGAGCAGAGGGAUACUGAUGCUGGUGAGCAAAGAGAUGGUAGUGAGCAGAGGGAUACUGAUGCUGGUGAGCAAAGAGAUGGUAGUGAGCAGAGGGAUGCUGAAGCUGGUGAGGAGAGAGAUGCUGAUGGUGAAGAGAGAGAUGUUGCUGAUAGUGAGGAGGAAAAGGAAGUUGACAAUGAUGAGACAGAUGCUGAGUGGUUUAUAAAUUUCUCUUGUAUGUUGAAUGAAGUUGAAGCUGAAGUUGAGACAGAUGGUUAUCAUUCAGAGGAGCUUAAUAUCCCCAUUAGUAGUGAUGAUGAAGAUGAGGAUGUUGAAGUUUAUCCUCAAUAUAGUCAAAGUAGUGGAGCUGGUGAACAGAAGUUGGAAUUAGGGAUGGAGUUUGGUACUCUAGAUGAAUUUAAAUCUGCCUUGAGGGAGUAUAGCAUAUUGAUGGGCAGGGAGUUCAAGUGGAAGAAGAAUGAUAAACAGAGGGCUAGAGCAAAAUGCAAGAAGGCAUUUUGUGAUUGGGAAAUCUACUGUGCAAAGAAUGAAGUUAGAAACUCUUUUCAGAUAAAGACAUUUAAGCAUAACCAUAAUUGCUGCAGAGAAGUGAACAACAAACAAGCAAAUAGACAGUGGGUGGUCAGUAAACUUGAGGGCAAACUCAGAAUGUAGCCAACCCUUAAAUGUGUUGAAGCUUUGGAAUAUUUCAAGCAAGAGUUUGGAGUGCACAUUGAAGUUACAAAGAUGUGGAGAGCCAUGAAAGAAGCAAAGCAAUUAGUGGAAGGGAAUGAGAGGAAACAAUAUGCCAAACUAUUUGAUUAUGCACAUGAAUUGUUGAGGAGCAAUCCUGGAUCAACAGUUAAGAUCAACACAGUGCCAAGUCCAGAAGGUCCACCACAAUUUCAGAGGCUAUAUAUUUGUCUUGCUGGCUGUAAGAAGGGGUUUGUUGCUGGAUGUAGACCAUUCAUAGGUCUAGAUGGAUGUUUCCUAAAGAGUGCAUUUGGAGGAAACUUGCUCUCUGCUGUUGGGCUUGAUGGCAAUAACCACAUCUAUGUUAUUGCUUAUGCUGUUGUGGACAUUGAGAACAAAGACAAUUGGAAAUGGUUUUUAACUUUGUUGCAUGAAGAUCUUGGGGAUUACAUACAGAAUGGGUGGAAUUUCAUGUCAGACAUGCAAAAGGGACUUAUUCCAGCUUUACAGGAAGUCAUGCCUGGUGCACCUCAUAGAUUUUGUGUCUUGCAUCUUUGGAAAAAUUUUACAAAGCAAUGGAAAAGCAAGGAACUUAAAGGAAUUGUGUGGCAAUGUGCAAAAUCCACUACUGUUGCUGAGUUUGAAGGCCAUAUGGCCCAUUUGAAGACAAUCAACUGCCAGGCUUGGGAGUAUUUGAAUAAAUGGCCCAAACAAGCAUGGACAAAAGCCCACUUCAGUACAAUACCCAAGGUGGACAAUAUAUGCAACAACACUUGUGAGGUAUUCAAUUCCAGAAUUCUGCAGUAUAGAUGCAAGCCUAUUAUCACAAUGCUUGAAGAAAUUAGAAGUUAUAUCAUGAGAACCAUGGCUGCCCGCAAGGUUAAACUUUCUGGAAAACCUGGACCAUUAUGUCCAGUGCAGUAUAAAAGACUAGAAAAAGAAUUCCAUUUUGCUAAUCAAUGGACUCCCAUUUGGUGUGGUGAUAACAUGGGCCUGAGAUAUGAGGUCCACAUGUGGGGGAAUAAGGUUGAGGUCAAUUUAGGUGAAUGGACAUGCACUUGUGGAGUAUGGCAACUAACAGGGAUGCCAUGCCGACAUGCCAUUGCAACAAUAACUCACAAAGGAGGGAAGCCUGAGGACAUGUGUCAUGAGUG